This is a messenger RNA of Acipenser ruthenus (sterlet), 1496 nucleotides long. It is a transcript of the gene c1h4orf33, whose product is annotated as chromosome 1 C4orf33 homolog. Lineage: Eukaryota; Metazoa; Chordata; Actinopteri; Acipenseriformes; Acipenseridae. The coding region runs from base 155 to 742 and encodes 195 amino acids. The record is from RefSeq and is a predicted model, not a curated record. The transcript is spliced from 6 exons.
GCUUUGUAAGGUUCUGUUUCCGCGAUAAGAAUUUUGAGUUACCACCCGGUGCACUAAAUUAUUACUCCGCUGAUCAUGUGAGUUUUAUUGGGUUUUGCCAGGGUAAAGUUUAACGUUUUAUCUGGGAACAUCUGGACGUAUAGUUGCUGUUAUAAUGGAUUUUGCCAUUACACACACAUGGGAUAGUUUGGCAGUACACCAUGACCCAGUGACCCUGAAGCUGACAGCGGGAGAUGGAGGGUUGGCAAUGGAAGUUCAAGCUCCAUUUUUUAAUGAUCCUCCAGCACCAGCAGGUGCCCCAGGAGAGCCUUUUCCUGGCCUCUGGGAUUAUGAAGUUGUUGAAGCUUUCUUCUUAAAUAGUACCACAGAACAAUACUUGGAGGUUGAAGUCUGUCCUCAUGGGCAGCAUUUAUUGUUAUUACUCUCUGGAAAAAGGAAUGCAUGGAAACAAGGGCUAAACUUAGCAUAUGAAGCUUCCAUUUAUGGGGACAAAUGGAAAGGGAAAGCACUCCUUCCCUGGAGCUAUUUUCCCCCCGGCGUGGAUAAAAUGAAUUCAUAUGCAAUUCAUGGAUCUGGCAAUGGAAGGACUUAUGAAGCCCUGUACCCAAUACUGAGAGAAGAGAUCAAAGAGAGGCAAGGGCCAGACUUCCAUCGCCUGGAAUACUUCCAAGAUUUCAGUAUCAAAGACAUUAUGGGACCGAACUGGAUGCAGCCUGAAUCAGAACUCUGGAAGGAAUGCUGAUGAUUAGCCAAAAUGAUGAUAAUUCAUUCAAUUUAUUAAUCAGGAUAGUCAAAGUAUUCUUUUCCAGCAAACAUAUAAUAACAAUAAAUACAUUUGCUGUACUUUGCCUAUCCUCUUCCACUAUCCCUGUUUGAACAAAGUGACAUGGGAGGCGACCUGCCAUAGAGAAUGCCAGUCAGAAUAUAUUUUAGUCUGACUAUAGCAACCACAGCAUUUGGCAUUUUAGAGGAAACAGGAAGUACAGUAUCUGACCAAAACUGGGGAAAAUGUGUCCCAUUGAGUAAAAGCAUCGAUAAUAAUCAUAUCACACACACAGUGUUGAAGGGAUUAGAAAUAAUAAGAACACCAAUCAUAAAAAUAAUGCAUGAUUCAGACAGACCAAAUCAGCAGAAAGGAGAGUUUAUUUCUGAAUGAUUCUCUGGCGCCACCUUGUGACCAAGAAAUGAGAAACUGAAAUAAAGCUUAACUUAAGUAACAGUGAAGAGGCGAUGUCUGUUGUGUUUCAAAGGUAAUUGGUUGUAUCAGGAAUCUGAAUUCCAAGAAAUAACAAGGAAUACUACGUCUAUCUUAUAGUCUGCGAUUGAGUGCUUGUUAAAUGCUGGUUGGAUCAUUGUAUUUAAUUAAAAAAAAAACGCAGAGGGUCUGGUUUCAGUGCUGCUCAAGAUCUGUGAAAACUACAGAAAGAGGUUGUAGAUGUUAUUUGAAGGCCAGCACUGUGGCCAAAUGUUUAUGUUAAUAAAGAUGGUUAAUUUUA